AUGGUUCUAUAUUAAAUGCUUCAGAAAGCUUCCGGUCUAAAAGUUAUACUGAAAUACAAUUCUGCACCAAUUUCCAUUCUUGAAAAAGGCAGGUUCUUAAAAAAUUAAGCUAUUUUAUAAAAUCUUAUGAGAAAUCGAGACCUAAUAGUAAUCUCUGAUGCUUUUGGUGGGCGGAAGUCAAAAAAACCAAGCAUUGCAAGUCAAAAAUCAAGGUUAUGCUGACAGUUUUCUUCGAUAAUCGUGGUGUGGUGCACUCCGACUUCUUUCAAAUCGGCUAAACUGUCUACUAGAAAAUCUACUUGAGUGUUAUGCGUCGUUUUCGCAAAGCUAUUCGUAAAAAGAGGCCGGAAUUACGGGCCGGCAGCUCUUGGUUUUCACACAUCGAUAAAGCCCCGUCGCAUUCUGGAUUGAUUCUUCGUGAGUUUUUCAUCAAAUUUUUAACCAAUAUCGUGUCGCAACCUACCGUACCGUGCACCGUGUGACUCCUGGCUAUUCCGCUCUGGUGAACCGUUUUGAGUCAAUUGAAGACAUUGAACGGGAGUCGCUACACGCAUUCCGGAAACUGACUUUAACAUCUAUUUCGCGGAAGCAAACAGAAGACUUCGAAUCCUUAUUUGCCUCAUUAUAUAUAUUCCACCUCAAUACUACUAUACAAUACUUUCCACUUCGAUUUUACUACGAGUAUAAACUUUUUGAAGCCUUUUUUUCCAACACUUACUACUCCAAUAAGAUUGACAACAAUCAAAAAAAUAAUUUCCAGGCAUUUAUCAAAAAAAUAAAAUAAAAUUUGAAUUUUCCGCAAAAAAAAUGUUCUUGCAAUUGCUACGCCAGCACAUACCGCCCACGCUGCAGCGUCGAGUGACUUUAAUCGAACAUCGUAAAACGACGUGCAUUUGCGCACAAUCAUUGCAAUAUUGCGACUAUGGUGAACCCGCUGACGUACUGCAGCUUGUCGAGUUGGAUUUGUCCGAACCGAAAGACAAUGAAGUGUUGGUGAGAUUAUUGGCCGCACCGAUUAAUCCCUCCGACAUCAACACCAUACAAGGCAAAUAUCCGGUGAAAUUACCGUUACCCGCAAUCGCCGGUAAUGAAGGUGUCGGAGAAGUGCUGCGCGCCGGCGCCAACGUUCAAAAACUGAAGCGAGGUCAACGUGUUGUUGUAGUCGAGAGCGCGCUGGGCACUUGGCGGACACACGCAAACUUUUCCGAGCAACAACUCUUGGGUAUACCGAAUAAGAUGGACUUGGCGACCGCUGCCACAAUGGUGGUGAAUCCACCGACUGCCUAUCGAAUGCUGAAGGAUUUCGUGCCACUCGCACAAGGCGAUUGUGUUAUACAAAAUGGCGCCAAUAGCGCUGUCGGUCAAAUAGUUCACCAAUUGUGUAAAGCAUGGGGUCUCAAGUCAAUUGGCAUCGUGCGAAAUCGCCCGAACUUGGAAGAGCUGAAAACGUAUCUAAAACUACUCGGAGCAAGUGAGGUACUAACGGAGGAGGAACUAGCGCAAAAAGAUGUGGCGAAUAAACUCUGCAAACUGCCGACGCCACGUCUGGCGCUCAAUUGUGUUGGCGGUAAGAAUGCCUCGGAGAUGGCAAAGCUGCUGGCCGUUAAGGGUGUCAUGGUCACAUACGGCGGCAUGUCGCGUAAGCCUGUGGUGAUUCCAACGCCUGCGCUUAUUUUCAAAAAUAUCUCCUUCUGUGGAUUUUGGGUCACACGUUGGAUGAGGGAGCACAAGGGCAAGCCGACGCGUGACAAAAUGUUUGCUGAACUCAUUGAGAUGUUCGACCAAGGCAAGCUGAAAGGUGUCAAGCACGAGAUGGUGCCGCUGAAGGAUUAUAAAAAGGCAGUUUCAGAUGCAUUGGACUUAAAGGGCAUGGUGGGGAAGAAAUACAUUUUGCAAAUGAAGUGUUGAGUUUUAAAUAAAUAGUAGUGUUGAAUAGAUAUGUUGUUGUUGCAGUAUAAUAGUUACAUUGUUACAAAAUUUUGCCGGGCUUUGGAUGUGGUUGACUUAACCCGAAGUGUAAAAGCAAUAAAAGAGAACUUUCU
This is a messenger RNA of Bactrocera dorsalis (oriental fruit fly), 2042 nucleotides long. Its product is annotated as enoyl-[acyl-carrier-protein] reductase, mitochondrial-like. Gene Ontology annotation, cellular component: mitochondrion. The record is from RefSeq and is a predicted model, not a curated record. The transcript has a single exon. Gene Ontology annotation, molecular function: trans-2-enoyl-CoA reductase (NADPH) activity. Gene Ontology annotation, biological process: fatty acid metabolic process. The coding region runs from base 808 to 1908 and encodes 366 amino acids. NCBI's taxonomy places the organism in Eukaryota, Metazoa, Arthropoda, Insecta, Diptera, Tephritidae.